Messenger RNA from Parascedosporium putredinis, 627 nucleotides. Lineage: Eukaryota; Fungi; Ascomycota; Sordariomycetes; Microascales; Microascaceae. The record is from the annotation of a GenBank genome assembly.
AUGGCUCACCAACUAAACGCCCUCCCCGCGGGCUCAACAAUCCUCAUCACGGGUGUCAACGGUUACAUUGGCUCCCACAUCGCCAACAUUCUGCUAGGCAUGGGCUUUCGAGUGCGGGGUGCCGUUCGCGCGCCCAAGCCCUGGCUUAAUGAGAUGUUCGAUGCACGGUACGGCAAAGGGGUCUUUGAGACCUUCCUACUUAGCGCGUUCGAUGACGUCCCAGUGUUGAAGAGAGCAAUGGAAGAUGUUGCUGGAGUGUUGCAUGUGGCAACAGACUUAACCUUUGGAGGAAACCCCGAAGCCACGAUCCCCUGGGUCAUCAAGGCCUCUCUAAAUAUGCUUGAGGCUGCUGCGUCGACACCCACCGUCAAGCGCUUCGUAUUGACCUCGUCCUCUACGGCCGUCAUCAUUCCCGUUGCGGAUCGGGUUGGGGUCCGUGUGACUGAAGACACGUACAAUGAGUCCGCCGUUAAGAUUGCCUGGGACCCCGCCGUCCCCGAAGACUCCAAGGCUGUCGAAGCGGGAGAGAUUCUCCACCCCGAGAUCCCCGGAUCCACGAUGGGGUGGGUCCGUCUCCUUCUCAAGGGAGACAAGCUACUUUUACGCGUUUCCCACCCGGUAAGCUAG